This is a messenger RNA of Pomacea canaliculata, 2912 nucleotides long. RefSeq lists its product as uncharacterized. The record is from RefSeq and is a predicted model, not a curated record. The transcript is spliced from 3 exons. Bases 514 to 1761 code for a protein of 415 amino acids. NCBI's taxonomy places the organism in Eukaryota, Metazoa, Mollusca, Gastropoda, Architaenioglossa, Ampullariidae.
GCGUGUGAGUGCGUGAACUCGUCAAAGAAAACAUCGCGGGCGUUUGGGCACCAGCACGUUGAGGUUGGCGGCGACGUGUGACGAAACGUGAAGAGGUGAGCGGAGCGCGUUGGUGUUCCAACUACGCAGUGCGCCCACGAAGUCGAAGCUUCUUCAAAGAGUCUUAAGAACUGACGAAUCGACUCAACACCUCCUCGACUCCUGCCCACAAAGAAUAUUUUAAUAAAUAAAACUACGUCAUGUGACUGCAUGCGCACAGCUCGGGAAUCCAGCGGCAGGAUCCACCGCACUUGUCCUGUCCAUAUAAAAGAAGGGGAAGCUCCAAAAGAAGGCAGUGAAGCUGCUCGAAGCUCAGAGCCUGAACUUACUUCUCGGCACCGUGGCUGGUGUUGUCCCCAACCCGUGAGAAGUGCAUAGAUAAAGAGUUUGGGAAUUUUAUAGGAAUCUUAUAAGAAUUUGGUGGACGAAAUGCCUUGCACAGCUUACUAAAAGCAAACAAGAAUUUAAACUUCCAUGCUGCCAGGUCUUAAAGCCUUCAGAAUUAAUUGUGCGCGACAUCAAGCCAAAAUGGUUUUGGGAUUUGAGAAAAUGAGAGCAUCUCUCUGUCUUGUGAUGGUGCUGCAGCUGUCCUGUUUUGCUGAUACAGAGGCACUGAGCUGUGCCAAGCUGUGUUCCCUUCAUCAGAUACACGAAUCAGCUGAAGACGCUGCUAGAGAACUCUUGUGUCUGUCGUCAUGUCAACAUCGUCAGGCAGAAUUCACCCACGCAGUGAACGAGAACAAGCAAACAGACGGCGAAGAAUUCUCAGACGAUUUAUCACGAGCGUACAUGGCGGGUUUAGACAAACGAGGGAGCUGGAACAAGCGUGGGAGGGAUAAUUACUGGGGAGCAGAAGAUAAACGUUUCUACCUGACCGAUUCCACCAGACCGUUCCACCUACAGAGCCGCGGCAGCUGGAACAAACGCCAAGCGCUCCAUCUGGAAACCGGAGACGUCCAGAGCGACCGUGUCGACGUGGACGUGAGAGGAAGCUGGAACAAACGCGGUCCAGACAGCUUAGAAAAUAGAGAGAGCAGCAGAAGCAGAUGCAGAACAAGAAAUGCCGAGGACAGAAACUGGAACGAGCAGGGAGCCACGGUCUGCGAUGACACGGACGACGAAGAAACAGACAGCCUUCAGGUACCAUUUGAGUGGCCGAUCAACGUUGAUAUUAGAGGAAGCUGGAAUAAGAGAGGAAGCUGGAAUAAGAGAGGAAGUUGGAAUAAAAGAGGAAGCUGGAAUAAAAGAGGGAGUUGGAAUAAAAGAGGGAGUUGGAGCAAACGGGAUACUCGCUUCAUGGAGGGUAGACACUUCAACAAAGAGACAGACAAGGUCAAAGAGCAAGGAGCCUUAGCUUUCAGUUAUAACGAAGAUGCAAAAUCUCCAGCGCAUGAAGAAAACGCAGACAAACAUCUAAAAGUGGUUGUUGCCAAGGAAGAGGUCACGACCAAAAGUAAGCCUGUCGGCACUGAUGAACAAAGUCGCUGGAACUAUAGUCAACGUCAUCAAAUCGCUGUUGCACAGAGAGGCAGCUGGAAUAAACGGAUCCCUUUGCACUUAAAUAUCCGCUUUCCACUCUCCUCUCAGAAGAGAGGAAGCUGGAAUAAAAGAUCCUUGCUUAAGUUGCCCGAGAACAGUGAGGAGAUGAACUACCCCGGACGAGCAGUUCAUCGGAAUGGGUAUGCGGCAACGCUGUUACCUGUCAGGUGGGCCUUGAGAUGAUAAGAUGGCAAGAAAGCCAGACAAUGGUCUCCUAAAAAUCCUUCGACUGAUGUCAGACGUGGAAGAAGAAGAUUGAGGAAACAGAAGCAAACGACUUUCGGUAAUAUAGUCUCAAAGGGAACGUCUUCUGCUAGUCUGAGAUUUCACUACAAACCUCGGAAACAGAUUUACGAUUUCUAUCAAUACUCUUUUUCAGAAGAAAAUUCAAAAAUGCUCCGCUUACUCAUGUUCUCUGAGAAUGCCGAGAAGCAGAAAUUACAAUGUUAUAAAACAGUAAAUUUUCAGACUACAAUGAGAUGAGUUUACGAUACUCUCGGCUCAGUUCAUUGCGUCUACUGUACAGCAAGUGAGGAACUAAGAAGCGAUUUAAGUCACAGCUGAUAAGUAUUUGUCUUCCCCAUAAAUACCAGCAGUCGACUACAUUAGUAACAGUUUGUGGACCAUUUUAUUGCCUGCAACUGCAUCUUUUAAUUCUACUCUAUUUGCUCUGCACUGACGUAAACUGACACUACGAACUGUUUUGCUUCUUCAUCUCAAGAAUAAACAACACGAAAAAAAAAAAAAAUCCCAAACAAACCAUUUUUACUCUUAUUGUCGUUAUUGCUUCUAUCUUUCUUACGAGUGCGUCUAUCUUCGUGCGGGUGAGCGUGUCCGUCUGUUCAACUUUCUAGUAAUGGUCGCUUAAAACAAAGAAAGUCCUUUCCUUCCAUAAACUGUCUGUCCCUCUCUCUCUGACCUUUUAAGCCAAAUGCCAGUCAUUCAGGUUUCAAACUAUUGCUUAAUAAGCAGCCACUUUCAACAAAAUAAAUGUGAACUCUGACUUAUCUUGAAGUUCUUUUUACGCUUAUCAUUACACAACGAACGCAUGAAAAAUAAGGAAAGUUUAACAACUACCAACUAACUCCUGUGAAGAUAAAUGUACACUAGUUGCACAAAAUGUCUUUGUUAAAUAAAAUUGAAAAUGCUUUCACAAUGCCUGCCCAUUCUUCGGAGGAAUUUUGGAAAAUACCAGGUCACACAUAUCAAGCUAAACAUCAGGUCAUUCCGGAAGUAACUUCAUGGGCACUAAAUAAAUAAACUUUAAUAUUACUUUUAUGAUGAUAGUAUUUUAUCACGCCACUACUGCUGUUACUAACCACCCUGUGCACGAU